This is a messenger RNA of Cololabis saira (Pacific saury), 5047 nucleotides long. It is a transcript of the gene skic3, whose product is annotated as SKI3 subunit of superkiller complex. The record is from RefSeq and is a predicted model, not a curated record. The coding region runs from base 24 to 4739 and encodes 1571 amino acids. Lineage: Eukaryota; Metazoa; Chordata; Actinopteri; Beloniformes; Belonidae. Gene Ontology annotation, molecular function: protein binding. The transcript has 41 exons. Gene Ontology annotation, cellular component: Ski complex.
UCUCGGCGACAACGUAAACAAAUAUGUCUAGUAAAGAAGUGAAAGCCGGACUGAAAAGUGCCAGGGAGGCCAUAAAAAACAAAGAAUUCAAAGAGGCACUAAAACACUGCAAGGCUGUAUUGAAACUCGAAAAGAGUAAUUACAAUGCCUGGGUAUUCAUUGGUUUGGCGGCCAGUGAACUGGAGCAGCCAGAUCAGUCGCAGGCUGCUUAUAAAAAAGCAGUGGAGCAGGAGCCGGAGCAGCUGCUGGCCUGGCAGGGCCUAGCAAAUCUUUAUGAAAAGACUGAUCAGUGGGAUUUCAAAACCGAGCUGCCCAAUGUCUACCAGAAGCUUGUUGAGCUGUAUGCAAGUUCAGAUAAAACCAAAUGUUAUGAAGUGAUCAAAAAGUUGUCAGAGAUUUAUCAGUCGGACAGGGAAUAUUUAAAGCUGGCAAAGGUUUGGCUUCAGCUCGUGCAGCUGAAAGAGGAAGAGGGUGUGGAUAAGAGGGAGUUGGUAAAGCUGUUGCAAGAAAUGACCCAGCUCCUUUCAGACUGUCUUAAUGAGGAGGAACAGAACAAUGAAACCCAACAUCAUGUAAUUACAGCGUUUGAGAAGGCCAUGGUUCUCAUUGAACCUAUACCAGGAGAAGAACACAGGAAGCUCUCAGCUGAAUAUGUAAAAUGUCUGUCCAAACUGCCACACGAAGAAGCAAAAAUGAAAGUGGCAUGCCAGUCAAUGCUUGGACUAUACCCCAGUCAAAGUUAUCCUCUUGAGGUCCUCUGUUGCCACUACCUGAAAACAGGUAGUGUGGAUGAGGAUGCAGUAACCUGUUUCUCCCGGCUCCUGGAUCUGGCUCCCAACUGUGGAUUAGGCCACUUGGGUUUGGGUACCAAAGCGCUGCAGGAGGGGAAGUAUAAAGAUGCUGUUAACAACCUAGAACAAGGACUAAAGAAAAUGACUUCAACAACAGGAUGGUAUAGUUUGGCUGAGGCUCAGUUUAAAUUGCACAGAUACACAGAUAGUGCUACAUCAUGCUCCCAAGGUUUGAAUUCCUGUGGUCGUGAAGACAAGAAGCUGAGCGACAAACUGCUGAGACUUAAACUAGAAGCUCUAGUGAGAAGUGGAGGAGAGAAGGCUGCAGAUGAGGCCUUUGAGUCUUUUUCACAGAUUCCAGAAAGUGAAAAAGAUCCAGCUCUAUUAGCCCUGAAAGGACGUGCACACCUUAACAAAGGGCAGAUUGAUCAAGCUUUCCAGGUCUCAUCAGAUUUGAUAGCCUCUGACCCAAAUCUGGCCCAGGGGUUGGCACUGAGAGGACUGGUGUAUUUGGCUAAAGGCCAGCAGCAGCUGGCAGAGGAGAGUUUCAUAAAUGCUGUAAAGCAGAGCCCAAACUGUGGAGAGUAUUAUUUCUUGCUUGGAAAACUCUACUGGGAAAUGGGAGCAGAGACCCGUAAUGACCGGAGCAAAGCCCAUACAAACUUCUUAAAGGCUGCAAAGUUCGAUCCUCAACUUGGUUCUGCAUUUUGCUACCUUGGACAUUAUUAUCGGGAGGUGGCAAAUGAUAAUAGUCGUGCACAAGGCUGCUAUAAAAAGGCCUUUCAGCUGAACAGUGAUGAUGCUGAGUCUGGAGCCGCUUCAGUUGAUCUCAGUAUGGGGCAAGGAGACAUGGACACUGCCUUGUCACUUCUUCAGUCAGUGAUAGAAAAAGCCACCCCAGGCUCAGCGAAAUGGGCCUGGAUGAGACGAGGCCUGUACUACCUGAAAGUUGGAGAACAUCAAAAGGCCAUAGCUGAUUUGCAGGCUGCUUUGAGAGCAGACCCUGAAGACUGGGUGUGUUGGGAGUGUUUAGGGGAGGCCUACCUAAACAGGCGGAGUUUUACAGCUGCUCUGAAGGCCUUUGGUAAGGCCCAUCAGCUUCAGCCGUCUUCCAUCUACAGUGUCUACCAAGCAGCUGCUAUUAAGCAGACUCUGGGCAAGUUCAAAGAGGCAGUUGCAGAGUACCUGCAAAUCACAGCACAGCGGGACUAUGUUCCUGCUCUUAAAGGCUUAGGGGAGUGCCAGCUUUCUCUGGCAAAGUGUUUGCAGGAGGACUGCAGAGAUGGAGGAGCCAUUGACCUCAUCCAGCAAGCAAUCCAAAAUCUCUUCAGAGCCGUGCAACUGCGACCAGACCUGUCUUGUUUAUGGAAGCUGCUGGGAGACGCCUGUACUGCAGUGAGCAAAGUUUCACCAAAAAGAGCCCAGGUUCUGGUCCCAGCCUUCCUGGUUGGAUCUGACUCCAACACUCAGGGUCAUUUACUGAACAAGGCUGAGACGCUCAAAGUUGGUGAGAGGUGCUAUGUUCGUGCUUUGAAGCUGAUGCCUGAGGUCCCAAGCCUUUGGUAUGACCUGGGACUCAACUACUACCACCAGGCAACCAGCCUAUCUUGCCCCACAGAAGGAGACCAGAAAUCCCCAUCUCUGGACCUAGAAAAGGCCCAGGAGUGUUUGAAAAAGGCCAUCAUGAUGGAGAGUGGGAAUCAUAGCUACUGGAAUGCCCUGGGUGUGAUUUCAAUGAACAAAGGUCUGGAGAACUAUACUCUGGCUCAACAUUGCUUCAUCAAGUCCAUACAAGUUGAGCCAAAUAAUGUUGUUGCAUGGACAAACCUAGGUGCCCUGUAUUUGAAGAAGGACAAUAUUGAGCUUGCGCAUGAGGCCUUUAAGAUAGCUCAGUCUUUGGAGCCGCUAUAUGUCAGCUGCUGGAUUGGACAGGCGCUGAUAGCAGAACGCGUAGGAAGCUAUGACACCAUGGACCUUUUCAGGCACACCACUGAGCUCAGUACACAUAUGGAGGGAGUGAAAGGGUACGCCUACUGGGUUUGUUCAACCCUUCUGGAUAAGAGCAACAGAAACACAGAACUGUACCGCUACAACAUUGUACAGAUGAACGCCAUCUCUUCUGCUCAUGUGGCACUUAGCAAAUACACAGAGAGAAUCCAGAAUGACCCUGAUGCCUUCAUUAUGCUGGGCUAUCUUAAUGAGCAUCUGCAGCUGAAUCGGCAGGCCUUACAAGCAUACCAAAGAGCGGUUGAACUGCUUCAGUCCAUGUCCUCUCCAGAAAAGCUGGCCUUUUCUCUUGGGAGCUAUGGCCGUGCUUUAUGCAAGGUAGACCAAUGGGAGGAGGCGGUGCAUAUUUAUAAGUCUACUCCACUGCAGGAGCUCAGUGACCUUGUUGGGCUCGCUCUGGCUUACUGCAGGGCAGGGCUCUUCCCUGAAAGUAUCAGUGCCUAUGAGCGUGCCUUAGCUGUGGCUUCCAGUGAGAAGGAGAAGGCUUAUAUAUUGACUGCUCUGGCUCUGCUGCAGCACAGGCAGGGCAACCUAGAUGCAGCUAAGACUCUGCUUUUUAAAUGCUCGAUGUUGAAGGAGCCAAUCCCAGAGUCAAUUCUGUGUUUAUGUGCUCUGGGUUUGGUCCAUGGCGAAGCUACUCUAGCAGCUGCCGCCCUUACUGAGCUCAUAAAGCAAGGUUCAGGGUCCGGGAGCGUCGUGGAACAGCAGUGUCUACUCACCUGCACAGUGCUGGCCCUGCAGGGAAAUUACAGUGCAGUACAACGAGAAGCCUCCAGAGCUGUACACAGACAUCCUGGAAACCCAUCCCUUUGGGUCCUUCUGUCCAGAGUGAUACCCCAGUACUACCCAAGAAAAUCAAAUGGUGGUGCAGUAGCUGGUCACGUCGCUUGUCUUUCUAGUAUGACCCAAGGAAAGAGGGCAUUGUUGUACAGUGGAGUAAACCAACUGGCUGUCGGGAGACACUCUGGAGAGGACAAGCACAGGAAUGCACUGAAGACCAUGCAAAGAGCUGUGCUGCUCUGUCCUGAUGAUCCGGCUACAUGGGCGGGCUUAAUGGCUGCCUGUCACACUGAGAAAACGUCCUGCUAUCUCUCUGGUUCUGCUCCUCGCCGACAGUCACUGGAGCACACCCUGAUGUCAGUGGUUUCCGAGAAAGUGCGCAAUGUAGAGGAGAUAAAGCGACCUCUGGCUCAGUCUCUGGAAGGAUGGGUACUGCAACAAGCUGUGUCUGGUCUCAUGCUCGAUGGACAGCUGGAGCAGGCGGAGGCCCUCUGCACACAGGUUCUGAAUGUGUCUCCUGAGCACCCGGCAGUGAUGCUUUCUCUGAGACAAGUGCAGUGUCAGCGACUCCUCAUGGCUAACGGUGGUGCCAUCCUCCCCGACCAAAUACUGGAGCAGCUCAACAAAGCCGUGAUGUUGAACCCCACCAACAUUGGGGCAUGGCACUGGCUGGCUGAGGUGCAUCGCAGCCAAGGCCUGCUGGUCCAGGCAGUUCUGGCGUACAGACAGAGUCUGCAGCUCGCCUCACAGCUGGGUGUGCACAGCUGCCAGGUAGCCAGCCUGCUCCGGCUUGCACUGCUCGCUCUAGGACCUUGUAUGGCAGGUGUCCCAGGAAACGACUGGAAAGACCUGGUGGUGGAAGCCACUACUGAGGUUUUGAAGCUGGGUUCAUCUCCCAUGGCCCUACUUUUCCAGGCCCUGCUCCAGUGUGUGACCAAGAUGGCUGCCAGGGAAACAAGGCGUUUGCUGGAGAGGCUGGUUUACGUUUCAUCUCCAGACUUCCCCGUGACUGUGGUGCAGGUGGCCAGUUGGUACCUCCUCAGACAUCUGCAUGCCAAAAAUGACGAGGAGCUCAUCAAAGUCCUUUUGCAUCAUGCCAAAAUGAAUGGAGAUGACAGACUGGUGGAGUUUCAUUCACUGCUUACUUCAUCUUCAGCCUGAAUGUUGCAACCACAUCACUGUCCAGUUAUUCAGUGUCUGCAUUAUGAAUUGAAUAUGAUACAGCUAAGCAGCUUCGGCCCCAGGCCAAGAAAUACUAUCAGUUUAGUGUUUCUGCAUAUUGCAGCCAGAUAUGAAAUAUUAAUAGUCAAGGCAUUCUAGAUCUGAUCAUCAAAAUAUGUUGUUUUUUUUUGGCUUUUCAUGAUUGAUUCAGUAAGAUUAAAUAUCUUUUAGUUAAAUUAAAUCGUGUUUGCUAAUGUAAUCAUGACCAAAUUCAAGCUGAAAUAAAGAUGUAUUGCCGUGUACAUAAA